Messenger RNA from Osmerus eperlanus (European smelt), 4486 nucleotides. It is a transcript of the gene l3mbtl1b, whose product is annotated as L3MBTL histone methyl-lysine binding protein 1b. Bases 268 to 2895 code for a protein of 875 amino acids. The transcript has 22 exons. Gene Ontology annotation, biological process: negative regulation of DNA-templated transcription. Gene Ontology annotation, molecular function: histone binding; chromatin binding; zinc ion binding. Gene Ontology annotation, cellular component: nucleus. NCBI's taxonomy places the organism in Eukaryota, Metazoa, Chordata, Actinopteri, Osmeriformes, Osmeridae. The record is from RefSeq and is a predicted model, not a curated record.
CCGCUGGAAGUCCGCUCCCUGACAGUUGCUGGGGAUUCAGUAGGCUAAUUUAAAAGAACUGCAGAGACAUUGGCGAGUACCAUACAUGAUUACCAGUUAUUUUCAACCUUCAUCGUGAGGUGCAUGUUCCAGUAGUUGCUGAAGUUUUCCGGAGUUCCGAGGUCCAAAGUUGGCAGACGGCGCAUACUGCACGCAUGCGCUUCACAACACCGACCAGCUCCAAAUAAGAGUUAAAACAGAACGAGGUGGGGAGUGGAGCGGGGAGAGAUGACAGACACCCUGCCCAGCGAUGCUCCUGCCCCGGGGGCAGACUUUGACAUGAUGAGUGCCCUGGACUGGCAAGACGGCAUCGCCACCCUGCCUGGGAGUGACAUCAAGUUUCGCAUGACAGAAUUUGGAACUUUGGAGAUAGUUACCGAAGCAGAGGUCAAAGAGACGGAGACGGAGACUAAGGCAAAGACCGCCCCCGCACACAGUCCCACCCCUCCACCAGAGGCCCAAUCAGAGCCUGGCACUGCCAGAUCCCCAGCCAAUCAGCUCCACACCCCUGCAUUUGAGGCUUCAGGCCCAGUGCUCCUGUCUCUAGAGGAGGGCCCCACCAUGGAGGGCCCCAGCGCGGAGGUGGGCCCCAGCGCGGAGGUGGGCCCCAGCGCGGAGGUGGGCCCCAGCGCGGAGGUGGGCCCCAGCGCGGAGGUGGGCCCCAGCUCGGAGGUGGGCCGCAAGGUGGAGGUGGGCCCCAGCGCCGAGGUGGGCCUCAAGGUGGAGCUGGCUCGCUGUAUCUCCUGUGGGGGCUCAGGUGCUCAGGGCAGAUUCUGCAGCUGUGUUUGUGCUCAGCCCUCCAGCGGAAGGUCCUCCCCUGGCGAGCCCAGGGAGAGAGAGGGGGCGGAGGGCGAGCGGUUGGGGAAACGAGUUCGCAAGAAGAGGAAGAUCUACAUGGACUCUGGUGACGAGGAGGAGGAUAACCAGGAAGAGGAAGAGGAGAAGAGCAAGGGCAGCAAAGGCCGGAGAGCUGCUAAACUGGCCAGGCUGGUGACUGCCCCGUCCAAUAAGAAGCGAGCGUGGAGCUGGCCGGCCUACCUGGAAGAGGAGAGGGCUGUAGCUGCCCCCGUCAAGCUGUUCAAGGAGCACCAGUCAGUCCCUCAGAGCAGGAAUGUCUUCAAGGUGGGGAUGAAACUGGAAGGGCUGGACCCCUGCCACCCCGCUCUCUUCUGUGUUCUUACAGUCGCUGAGAUCCAGGGGUACCGGAUCAGGCUGCACUUUGAUGGGUACCCUGAGUGCUAUGACUUCUGGGUAAAUGCUGACUCGUGGGACGUGAAGCCUUCUGGCUGGUGUGAAAAAAUGGGGCACAAACUGCUGCUGCCAAAAGGGUGUAAAGAUGGAGAAUUUAACUGGAGCAUGUAUGUAAAGAACUGCAGGGGCCAACUGGCCCCCAAACACCUCUUCAAGAGCCUCAACACUUCGGUGACUCCCUCGGGGUUCCGUGCGGGGAUGAAGCUGGAGGCGGUGGACAGGAAGAACCCGUCUCUGAUCUGCGUAGCGACCAUCUCUGCUGUCGUUGACAACAGACUACUCAUUCACUUUGAUAACUGGGAUGACACCUACGACUACUGGUGUGAACCCAGCAGUCCUUACAUCCACCCUGUGGGCUACUGUGAGGAGGCGGAGCUAACCCUCACCACACCAGCUGAGUACAAACAGCCCAAGAGCUUCUCCUGGGAGAAAUACAUGGAGGAGACCAGCACUCAAGCUGCCCCUGCACGAGCUUUCAAACAGAGGCCACCUCACGGGUUCCAGGUUGGGAUGAGGCUGGAGGCCGUGGAUAAGAGGAAUCCCAUGCUCAUCCGCGUAGCAACCAUCGCCGAGGUGGAGGACCACCGACUGAAGAUUCAUUUUGAUGGCUGGAGUAGGGAGUAUGACUACUGUGUGGAGGCUGACAGCCCUGACCUGCAUCCUGUGGGCUGGUGUCAGAAGACAGGGCACCCCCUGCAACACCCCCACGGCUCCACAGACGUGCUGCUCCUCCCAGGCCAGGGCUGUCCUACCCCAGGAUGCAAUGGGGUCGGACACAUCCGGGGGCCGCGCUACGGAACACACUACACGCAGGUGAGCUGCCCCUACUCAGAGAUGAACCUGAACAAGGAGGGGCUGGUUCCUGACCGUCUGAGUGGAGAACGACCCACCGCCCUCAGCGGGCCUCAUCACCGCGUGAGACGGCCAGACCUCCAGACGCACACACCCACCACGCCGACACACACACCCAACACGCCGACACACACACCCACCACGCCGACACACACACCCGCCACACCAGAGCUGCCCGAGGCUGCAGAGGACUCUCCUCAGAACAGGAGACUUCCCGUGGAGGGGGAGCGUUCUGUGCGCAGCAGCCAGUCGGAGCAACCGGAAGCUGCACCGGGGGCAGCACCGGGGGCAGCCAGUGAGAGCGGCCACAACGGCCCUCGACCUAAGAGGUCAGCUCUAGUUCCUAAGUACCUUAAGCUGCAUUUGGUGAAGCAGGAGGGAGGAGGAGAGGGCAAAGGGUCCCAGUCUCUCCAGCAGGCUCUCCAUGAGUCUGUGUUCUCCCCAGGCGUCUCCUCCUCCCCCCCCCACAGGGUGGUGCUGUGCUGGGACAAACACUGCCAGCUGCUCCCUGAGGUGCUGGGGCUCACCGCCAAGAGAGUGGCUGCCUGGAGCGCUGAGGAGGUGGCCAGUUUUGUCCGAGGGCUCCCAGGCUGUAAAGAGCAUGCUGCUACCUUCAGAACAGAGCAGAUAGACGGCGAGGCGUUCCUGCUGCUCACCCAAUCAGACAUCGUUAAGAUCCUGUCAAUCAAACUAGGCCCCGCCUUGAAGAUCUACAACUCCAUCCUCAUGCUGAAGAAUGCUGACGAGGAGUAGAGACCAGGCAGACGUCUCCAGGGUCCUCGUGAGGAGAGACCAGGCAGACGUCUCCAGGGUCCUCGUGAGGAGAGACCAGGCAGACGUCUCCAGGGUCCUCGUGAGGAGAGACCAGGCAGACGUCUCCAGGGUCCUCGUGAGGAGAGACCAGGCAGACGUCUCCAGGGUCCUCGUGAGGAGAGACCAGGCAGACGUCUCCAGGGUCCUCGUGAGGAGAGACCAGGCAGACGUCUCCAGGGUCCUCAUGAGGAGAGACUAGGGAGACGUCUCCAAGGUCCUCAUGUCCGAGGUUUCUGAUGCUCAGUCAAGGAAAGAAAGAACGACUCAGUAGACUGGGGGGCUGGGUGACCCUGCAUCACAGGAAUCGAGACCAGACAAGACGUCUAACAGACACCUUCUACAGGAGGGACGUACUGUAACAAAGAUCUCUUUAAUUUAUUUGAAUGUUUUCUGGAUGAUCAAGAAUUUACUUGCUGGCACCUUUUGAGGCUUUUAAGUGCUGAAUAACAUUGGUUUCAAUUUCAUAUAAAUGUUAUAGUGAUAAUGAAUUUGGUCUAAUUUUCAAUUAAAAGAAAUGUUGCCUAGCACUGAACAAAAUGAACAAGUUCUGUUCAUAAUGUGUUGCUUUUACUUGAAUCUUUGUUUUUUUAUGGCUGCAAGAACAAGCUAGAGCGUUGUGGUCAGAGCUGCUGUUGAAACAGCAGGGGGCAGCAGAGCUGCUGGUGAAACAGCAGGGGGCAGCAGAGCUGCUGGUGAAACAGCAGGGGGCAGCAGAGCUGCUGGUGAAACAGCAGGGGGCAGCAGAGCUGCUGGUGAAACAGCAGGGGGCAGCAGAGCUGCUGGUGAAACAGCAGGGGGCAGCAGAGCUGCUGGUGAAACAGCAGGGGGCAGCAGAGCUGCUGGUGAAACACGGCAAAGGGGGGAGGAGGGAUCGUAGAGGCACAGGCGCGUGUGCGUGCGUUUAUAUAUGAGGAUGUCAUUUCCUGACUGCUCCUUCAUGUUUCUCCUGCUGUUUGUGUUGAGAGGAUGAUGAGGAUAUGUGAUAAACCAGAAGACGGCAGGCAGCUUGGGACAGCAAAAGAAAAGAAAAAUGGCUUCUUUGAAUUUUGUGUCAGUUAAUGAAUGUUGAUGAAUUUGAAUAUGCACAUGACUCCUUGUUUUAAUGAAUAUAGUUUAUCGUUAUUUUAGGUGUUUCUAAGGUGAUGUAAAUCUGACACAGAUGCAAAGCUUCAUUUGAACUGACAACCUGCACUACAGUCAGAAGGACUUCUGAACGUUGAUGCAAAUGAACAAAUCUAACCCUAAUGAUAGUGUUCACAGAAUAAAAAAAUAUACAAAUUGUGCUUUGCACCUCAAUGUAAAAAGUUUGUAAAAAUGUUAAGCAUUUUUUGCCUGUGUAAUAUGAUACAUGCAUCUCAGUUCGGUGAGUUAGAAUAUGUACAUAAUAUUAACUUUUUUUCUUUCCUAAAGGAGAUAUGUAUGUAGUAUUUAAGGGGUUCGGAUAUGAAUUUUUUUCUUUGUGAAGUUGAUUGUCAGAUGGAAUUUGGGUGAAUGGAAUAAAUGAUGCACACUGCCUGUGUGGUCAACUAUU